Molecule: messenger RNA, 688 nt
Organism: Trichobilharzia szidati
Lineage: Eukaryota; Metazoa; Platyhelminthes; Trematoda; Strigeidida; Schistosomatidae
Source: the annotation of a GenBank genome assembly
GCACAGCCGGAUCAAUCACCGCACAAAUACCUACAUCUUGAAUCAAUGAAAAUGGCAGCCGCUGCCUUUGCAUGGCAAGCAAGUAUGGCUACUAGGCAACAGUAUAAUAACAAUAACAAUAAUAAUAAUAGUAAUAAUAACGAUGAUUAUGUUAACUAUGAGCUGUUGUGGAAUCACUGUAACCCAGUUAAUACUGAAUGUUUAACACAAACAGGGAAUGAAGGAAGAAGUCUGGAGAAUAUUGAAAGUCAAAUGACUGAAUGGUAUUCAAAUUGUAAUGACUCUGUAGCAAAUACAAAUCAUAUGAAUAUUAAAUCCUCAUUCGAAAAUGUAAAACUACAAGGUGAAUACGCAUCAUUAUCCUCAGGUUCAUCAACUAGUGAAGAUUCUUCAGUGGGAUUAAAUGAAACAGAUUUCAAUUUGACCGCAUCAAGUCAAUCAUCAUCAAACAGAUUAUUAAAAUAUGAUCAACAAUUAUGUUGAUAUACCACAACAUUAGAAGCUAUCCAUAGAUGGAUAAGUGAAUAAAAUAUUAUUUUCUUUUUUCUCUCUUACUACUGAUAAUAAAGACAGUAGUUAGCGUAAAUAUUACAAAUUUUGUGUGGAAGAAGAUAACUGAUUGAACAUACUUCAUACUUCAAAAUUUUGACAUUGAUUUUCUUUUCACUUGAUGAAAGUGUGAUUCCAU